GUUGCUAAUGUACAUAAAAUGAGACUUCACUGUCUCAUGUGCCAGAACUACAUCACCGAUUGGUCAAUUCUCAUUAGUCAUCCUCAGCCCUGAGAAGGUGUGAUGAGUAACCAAACAUGCGGUGAUCGGUGUUAUAAGCAAGAGAUAUACUUAGCAUGAUACACAUCGUUUGGAUAGGGUCCAGUAAUUUGUCACUGGUUCUAAAAGUAAUUUGAUUAAUUUAUCUUGAACACAACGGUAAUCCAUGCCUAUAUAUCCUAAAAUUACGAUGUUCAUAUUGUCAUCAACCAAUCGAAUGGCUGACAACAGAAUAUCUGUUGGUCCUGGCAAUCGUAAUACUCCAGGAAAAGUCUUCAUUUAUACCCGAAAAAUAUCGACCCCCAUGAAACUAUCGAAUUCACCAGAACUAGAGUAGGGUAACUAAGCUGCUCUAUCGAGACUCGAACGGAAGCCUGAAGUCAUGUCUCAGAACCAAAAUGAGAGUUCUAAUAAACCAACUGAUUAACAAUAGCUAGUCCUAGAUAUAUUGGGUGAUGUGGCCUUCAAAUACAUAACAACCGCUUAUUUUAAAACUGUGCUCCGCGGUGGUAUGGAGAAAUGUGAUCUAACACCUUCAGAGAUUUCUCGAUACAGCAGACAGCUCAUUCUUCCUCAGUUUGGUGUUUCAGGUCAACUAAAACUUCGAUCUGGACGUGUACUUAUUGUGGGAUGUGGAGGUCUUGGGUGUCCAGCUGCAGUAUAUCUUGCCGCUGCUGGAGUUGGCACAAUUGGUCUUGUUGAUGAUGAUAAAGUUGAAUUAAAUAAUCUUCAUCGUCAAGUUGCACAUUCAGAAUCGACAAUAAAUAUGUCAAAAGUUCAUUCACUUGCGAAUAGGUGUAUGGAAUUAAAUUCAGCGGUUAAUAUACAAGCACAUGAAAUUCACCUGGAUCACAUGAAUGCAGUUGGCAUUAUAAAAGCAUAUGAUGUAGUUGUAGACUGUUCAGAUAACUUGGCAACACGUUACCUUAUUAAUGAAGCCUGUGCAGUAACUGGACCUAAACCAUUAGUUAGUGGUAGCGCCUUACGUUUGGAAGGACAAAUGACUGUAUAUCUUAGCAAGCGAAUUCGCCCCUCAGAAGAAGUGUUGUCUUCUAGUAACCUUCCUGCAGAGUACCGAGCUCCAUGUUUUCGUUGCCUUUAUCCUGUUCCACCACCGGCAAGUAGUGUUCAAGGAUGUUCAGAAGCUGGUGUUUUUGGGGUAGUUCCAGGUAUCAUCGGCACUAUGCAAGCUGCUGAAGUCAUCAAAAUAUUGACUGGUGUUGGUGAUGUUCACACGGGUCGACUAUUUCUUUUGGAUGUUGAACGUAAUUUGACUCGUUCAGUAAAAUUAAGGGAACCCAGACCAGACUGUCCUGUAUGUGGAAAUGAUGCAGUGAGAAACAGUGUAGACGGACCCUUAACUGAUUAUGUUAUAUUCUGUGGAACACCCAGUUGUGAUAAGCCGCGCAAUAUGAACAUGACAAUGAACAGUCAUCGUAUAACAGUUCAACAACUAAAAGGCUAUAUUGACUCUCAAUCACCAUAUUUGCUUAUCGAUGUUCGUCCGAAAACUGAAUUCGACAUAUGUCAUCUAAAGUCAUCUAUGCAUGUACCCAUAAGUGAGCUUUUUCGUGAUUCAGUCAUAUCAGAAAUUCGACAAAUGAUGGAUACCCAAAUUAGCAAAGGAGCUACUUUACCUUUUCCUGUAAUUCUCUUGUGCUAUCGUGGUAAUAAGUCGGCAGAAGCUGCACCACUUUUAAAAAGCGCACUAUUAUCUCUCCGAUGUUCGAAUUCUGAUCAUGAUCUAAACGGUAAAGUUAAUGAUUCGAUACAAGAAGAAUUAAAGAGUUCUAAUACUGAAUCCAAUCCUAGUGACUUCAUAGUUUGUGAUGUUGCUGGAGGUCUUUCUGCGUGGUCAAUGGAGAUCGAUCCCAACUUCCCUAUAUACUGACUCGCUCAAACGGUUAUUAUUUUUAUUAAACUAGGAAAUCAUUCAAAAUUCCAACUUAAUUGAUAUUUCAUGUGUACUUAUAUGAAUAAAGUUGGUUUCUACAUUUUCUUGGAUUUAACUCUAAUAUCACCAUUAUGGCUGUGUAUCCAUCUGUGAAAGUGUGAGCAAAUCACUGACAAGUGGACUGAGCCAUGUUGGCGGUUGUAGACUACCUGGUUGAGACGAUAGCAACCGAUGGUCAGAGACCUUGGACGACAUGACUCAAAAUUGUUUGCAAUGGCGACGGUGCAUCCACUCUUUGUGUUCUUCUGAAUUCUUCAUCUUUUUUUCUCUUUCCAAAUUUAUUUCAAUGGAUUAUGCUCCUUGAAUGACAUCUUCAAACCCUAAUUUUUCCGAUUACUGCUUAUAUUUUUACUACCUCUAUUACUACGGGAUUUGAAUCGACAAUUGUAUCUCUGUACUAAUGUAGUAUGGCAAAUCGAAAUGAUGUACUUACGUCGUUGAUGACUGACUGAAAUAUAACUGAGUUUUACCAGCCAUCUUCAUAGAAGUAUUUAUUUAUUUAUUUGAAUACAUAAAUAUUGGUACAAAGCGUCACCGAAUACAUAUGCGCCACAUUUUGUCAUUCGAUUUGAGUGAGAGCUGGGAUACGGGUGUCCAAACUGAAGCAGGUGGUUUUCUUAGGGGACCACACCCUGAGCCUUUGACUUAGAGGUCUAGUCCACACGGCGAUGGGGCAACGUAAGGAGAUUCAGUCCUAUGGUAGCCGGUAACUAACAGUUGGUUUAUACACCAUUGGUUCCUUCAGAAUCUUGGAGCCCAUGUGCACAAUUGGCUUGGAAUCAGGGUUUUCCGACUCCGUAUCCACCAACCCGGUUAAAGCCGGGACACUCGAUUUUCAUCCUCUCAAUUUUGUAAACAACACUCCGGCCGCGAUAAGGCAUGGAGUAGGACUUCCCUGGCAGUGGCUCUACGCACGUAGCCAUAUGAGAGCAUUUCGAUAGGCAGAGCGAACUCCCCACUCUCGGCCGUACUAGGGUAUUUGGGGGGCAUAGAAGUGUUUCAGACUCUUGCUCCGGGUUCUUAAGAUUAAUUUGAAGUGACAUUUAGUCAAUAUAUUUAGUAUGUUAUUGCAUAUAAUUAUUAGAUAAUAUGUUUACCGGUGUUUUAUUGUUUGGAGAUGUACGUUAUUUUACUUAUCCUACGUGAAACUAUUUGAUCAUCAAGUCAUUUUGUUUUCUGGCAACUGGAUAAGAUAUACAAAGAAAUAUUAAGAAAUCAUUUUCAUAACUAAUAAGCGCAUAUUAGCAUUUGGUUAAAUGUUUGAGAUUAUGAGGACGAUAAUAUUCAGAUUGUUCAGUUGAUUGGACUUUAAUUCGACCUCUUAACAACAUUUUGGCUAUCCAUAAACCGACAUAUUAGCUAAACUAUAGUUUAAGUUGAAUGCCGGAAAGGUGCUUGCUGUUAUGCACAAUAACAUUGUUACCGUAUGUGUGUUACUUCUUUUUUUUACUCAAAAAAUAUCACAAGCUAGCUCACUUCUUAACUCGUUUCAUAACGAUUUGAAAUUGAGUAUCAGUUAGUUGAUCUUGUUCGUUUGUCUCACGGUAGAGCUUGUCUAUCAAUUCCAAUGCAGUUGUGCGCUCUAAAUUUAACAAAAUAUGGGUGAAAUUAUAUAAUUGAGUCAGAAAUUAAUAAAAAUAGGAUUUAUGUGUUCAAUGCGUGGAAAAUUAAAUAAGGGCAAACAGUUUUAAUAACCAAAAAUUUUCUUCAACUCACAAGGAAACCUAAUGCGUUCCACUAAAUAAAUCAAUAUUAUAGUGUUUCGGACACAUUUAACUUUCACUACAUAAAGAAUUCUGUAUGACAAAUGCUUACUAUGGCCGUUAAAAACUUGGAAUUGAAUAAAACCUUUUUAAUAUUAAACGUAUAUUUCAAACUAUAGAUAUCAAGUUACUUAAAUACUGUUGACAAAACUCCUUUGGUAAUUUAAUUGUUGUUUUAAUUCUAUAUGAUAAAAGAACCAUCAUCUGAUACAUAGUAAUAAAAUACACGUGUAUUGAAAAUCAAGUCCUAUCAACUAAUUUACUUGAACAUGCAUAGAUGUCUGUAUAGAUUGUUGUAUUUCGCAAUUUACAUAUCGGACUGGCUUUGAUUAGAAAACCAGGAAUCAGUGGAUAGCUGUUUUGUUCUGAUAUGCGGCUCAGAAGUGCACAUCCAUGACAUUCGGUUUUGGACCCAGGACCUUCAAAACUCGUGGCGAGCCCUUAAACUUUAAACAACUGAGCCAACAUCCAAUGGUUUACAUGACUAAUUUCAGCCAAUUCACGGUGUUUUGCAGCGGUGCUGCAUUGCCGUUACUCGCGACGUGGUUGGUUCCAUUGGUUACUGCUUCUCACUAAACUCCGGGACUUACCUUUCGAAACUAGUCACUAAUGAACACGUGAUAAGUGAUUGCUGAAUUUGUAUACAUACGGACACAACGAAUUAUAGAUCAACUCCGCAUUAGCUUCCUGUUUUUCAUAAUCUCAGAAGCAGACAGUCAGGGCUGAUAUUACUUGCAUCUAACUAAUGGGACAUAAAGGACAAUGUCAGUAACCUGAGAAUUUAACUCAGCUGUUACUAUGUCAUAAUGUAUUUCAUACUUAGUCUUCGCUUGUCCACGCCGCUCACUGGCAUGUUUAUUUAAGCAUUUUCUAUUUUUGUACUGAACUAAUAGAUACUCAGAAAUGUCCCGUCAGGAUCCGAACGCUAUGGGGAGCGAAGGCAACUUAAAUAUAGACUGAUGGAAAAUCGAACCAGAGAUUGUAAAAUGUGCUAGGCAAGCUAUAGGUAACAGUGGACAACUUUUAAAAAUUACCAAAAAAAACAUAUUAGGUAUUCGGGAGAUAGGGGAGCUUUCUCUGCCAAAGGUGUGACAGUGAUCCACUUUCAACCCUGGAUGGUGGAACGAUAGACAGAACAUCCUGGAAACCAAGUUAAAUGCUCUCCAGCUACCAUAGAGUGUCCUACUUUUACCAAGAAACCUAAAUAGGAUAUCGACAUAACCUCCCCGACUGAUGAAGUAGAAAAAGUCAUAUCUGAUUUUGAUCGGAUGAAAUCAGUAAGCUCUAAUGGAUUAACUUCUAAACAAUUUAGGGAAGGCAUUUCAGAUUGUCUGAGAUAUCACCUACAGCCUCACAACUGAACUUAAUCCCAUCUAACUUGUCUUGAUCGUUGAUAACUUCAGUCUGUAAGAAUGAAAAAAUUCUCUUGUAGUAACUCCAGAGGAAUCAGUUUAAGUAACAUAUUGUCUGAAACACCGGCCUCAGUAAUCAUUCAACCCUUAACUAGGGCUCGUGAAGAGCAAAUUUGUGGAAAACAAGCUAGUUACAGAACUGGACAAAUCCGUGGAUCAAAUAUUUACCUUUUGGCGGUUUCUGUAAAACAGAUACACUUGUAGUAAGCCCAUUCAACUACUGCAUUAUUUAUCUGCUCACUGUAAUUUAGACAGUUAAUCCACUAUGUAAUUUUCUGUGUGAGUGUGAUUGAGCACCUUGUCUGCACAUCAAUUUUUAAUCUAUUCUCCCAUUGGUUGUAAUACACAAACAAUCAAUAAUUUAUCCAUAGUUGAUUAAUACUCAUAAAUAUAUAUGGAUUUUUAACACGCACUCUUGGUUUCCCUAUGUGCUUGCUUCAUGAACGUUUUCGGAUUUUACCAAUCUUUAACAAUAAACUAUCUCGAUGACAGGUGUUCAGGCUUUCUGAUAAUCUCGAGUAAAUCUAUAAUUCUAUUAGGAGACUUAGCCUUCAUUAAAUACUCAGUUAACGGGAUACUAUUUAUUGGAGUCAGAUAUAGGGGAAAUCAGCCUCUACAUACUCUUCAACGUCCUACUAUAGUUGUAUUCCUUGACCUCAAGGUCGUGUUGCAAUCACACUGGGGCAUUGACUCCUUGUUUCUCUUCAGAU
Molecule: messenger RNA, 5917 nt
Organism: Schistosoma haematobium
Lineage: Eukaryota; Metazoa; Platyhelminthes; Trematoda; Strigeidida; Schistosomatidae
Gene: MOCS3
Product: Molybdenum cofactor synthesis protein 3
Exons: 13
Coding region: 590-1969 (459 amino acids)
Biological process (GO): tRNA wobble position uridine thiolation; protein urmylation
Cellular component (GO): cytoplasm; cytosol
Molecular function (GO): adenylyltransferase activity; thiosulfate-cyanide sulfurtransferase activity; URM1 activating enzyme activity
Source: RefSeq, a predicted model, not a curated record